UUUGGAAGAAGAACCGGAACGUUCGCUCCAGGCCGAUGACGAAGGAGAGGCCUGAAACAAACAGGAUCUGCACAACGGAGACACGCGGCAGAAAGGAACUACAACUCCCGUGAGCCCACGCAAUGAGGAAGCGUUUCAAGCUCAGAUUCAGACGUCUUCAGCUGACACACGAGUUCGAAGCAGAAGAUCUGCCUUCAUACAAAAGACGCUGCGUGUUUGCAAAUAUGCACCGAUUGGAAAUCUGCUUUAUCAAGUGACACGUCACCCACCGAGUGAGCCAACAUGGGUACCGGUUCUGCUAUUGCCCUGGUUUUUGUCGGUUGCUGCAGCAAUGUGGUGUCUCUGGAGCUGCUCGUAAGACAGUUUCCAGGAUGCGGCAACAUCGUCACCUUCGCUCAAUUUCUAUUCAUCGCAUUAGAAGGUUUGAUCUUCGAAACUAACUUUGGGAGAAAGAAACCAGCGAUCCCGAUCAGAAACUAUGUGAUCAUGGUGACCAUGUUCUUCACAGUCAGUGUGAUCAACAACUACGCUCUCAACUUCAACAUCGCCAUGCCAUUACACAUGAUCUUCAGAUCGGGAUCGCUCAUCGCGAACAUGAUCCUGGGAAUAAUCAUCCUGAAGAAGAGGUAUUCAGCGAGUAAAUAUCUGUCCAUCGCUUUAGUGUCAGCUGGCAUUUUCAUCUGCACCAUCAUGUCGGCCAAACAAGUGAAUGUGGCCAAUGAGGGUUCAGAAGAGCAAAACAUGUAUGCCUUCAUGCGCUGGCUUAUAGGUAUUGGCAUGCUGACCUUCGCUCUGCUGAUGUCUGCGAGGAUGGGCAUCUUCCAGGAGACGCUGUACAAGCGGUACGGAAAACACUCCAAGGAAGCUCUCUUCUACAAUCACUUCCUGCCUCUGCCGGGCUUCCUGCUCCUCUCCACGGACAUCUACAACCACUGCGUCUACUUCAGUCAGAGCACUCCUACAGUUGUUCCUGUGGUUGGACUCACUGUGCCGUUAAUGUGGCUCUACCUGCUGAUCAACGUCAUCACACAGUAUGUGUGCAUUCGCGGUGUUUUCAUUCUGACCACAGAGUGCGCCUCGCUGACCGUCACGCUGGUGGUGACCCUGAGAAAGUUCCUCAGCCUCAUCUUCUCCAUCCUGUACUUCCAAAACCCCUUCACCGAGUGGCACUGGGUGGGCACGGGGGUGGUCUUCCUGGGCGCUCUGCUGUACACGGAGGUGUGGAGCAGCGUGCGGGCGGCUCUGCGUGGACCUGAUGUCAAGGAGAAGAAGGCAGAUUGAAGAAGAAGAGGAGGGAUAGGAAAGGACUGGUGGUCGAAUAGAAAACAGCCUCUUUGUUGGACUUGAUUGUUAUUGUUCAACAAUACUGCAGUGAUUUUAUAUGUCAUUCAGUUCAAGCCAUUGUACAUCCCUCUUUCAUUCACGCAGAUGAGGCUGGUGACCUUCUAUAUUUUCUUUGCGUCUGUAUUUAAGACAGCAGACCGACACUGUGGUCGACAUAGUGGAACAUUUCACAGCUAAAGAAGAAAAUAUGUCCCUCCAGAGUUGGUUGAGACCAAACACCGAGUUGAAAGAGACUAGAUAUUCAACUUAUAUUCAUCCGGUGGGUAUGGCACUCCAAAUUAAUUAUAAUUAUAUAAACACUUGAAAAAAAGAAUUAACUCUUAAAUACUGCAAUACUCUCAAUUUUUUCAUUGAGCACCUUUUAAAGUGAAUGUAUUGUUGUUUUGGAUUUUCCAUAAACCAAAUGAGAUAAGCAGAUCAAUUGAUUAUGAAAAUAAUUGUCAGUUGCAACCUUACUUGCCCCAAAAUGAAGCUCUAAUAACUUGUUUUGUCAUUUUUUACAAAAAAGGUUAAAUAAUUGAAUAAAAUGUCUCACUGUA
Messenger RNA from Pseudoliparis swirei, 1883 nucleotides. RefSeq names its product solute carrier family 35 member B4 (gene slc35b4). Gene Ontology annotation, cellular component: endoplasmic reticulum membrane; Golgi membrane. Gene Ontology annotation, biological process: transmembrane transport. NCBI's taxonomy places the organism in Eukaryota, Metazoa, Chordata, Actinopteri, Perciformes, Liparidae. The record is from RefSeq and is a predicted model, not a curated record. Gene Ontology annotation, molecular function: UDP-N-acetylglucosamine transmembrane transporter activity; UDP-xylose transmembrane transporter activity. The coding region runs from base 283 to 1281 and encodes 332 amino acids. The transcript is spliced from 11 exons.